AUGCCGCAGCUGCCUCAAAUGGACACGACUGCAGGGCCAAUGCCUCCAUUCGCAAGGAGCCACGGUCCGAUGCCCAACAGACCGCCCAUGCCGCCGGCAACCAGCGGGUACUGCACGGCUUGUCCGCGAUUGGCCCUAUCCCUGGUCCGCGAAUCUCUCGACGGUCAGCCAACACGAAUGUUGUCGGGUUCUGCGCUGGCCGUCGCUGCGCAAGACAUGAAGUCGGGAGAUGCAGCCCUGAUUGGUUGGGCUGACGUCUCCAUGUGCAUGCCAAAAGCGGGCCGUCCUGGGGACGCUAAAACUCUACGCUUCGGCGCUGUUGCGAGUGCGCCAGGCCUUCCGCCAUUGCGUCCGCAGAACGUCCUCCGUGAAUGCGAUGAGCUGGCCGACCUGCCACGGAUGCCCUACAGGAAGCCUCGCAAGCCGGUGAUAAGGUCAAUUCCGCUCGAAUAUCAUGUCACGCAUACCGUCCUCCUCCCCCACCUCAAGUCAUAG
Messenger RNA from Colletotrichum costaricense, 495 nucleotides. RefSeq lists its product as uncharacterized. The record is from RefSeq and is a predicted model, not a curated record. The coding region runs from base 1 to 495 and encodes 164 amino acids. The transcript has 2 exons. Lineage: Eukaryota; Fungi; Ascomycota; Sordariomycetes; Glomerellales; Glomerellaceae.